CACUUCAAAAGCUCGUGGUUAUUCCUGUGGUCCUGUUGACAUGCCACUUUUCCUACAGCUACUCUGUCGUCCUCUUCAAUUCCACAAUUCGAUCUUUGGUGUCUCUGUCUCGGACGGACAGGGGUUCUGACCGUCUUUCUAUCCUGCCACACCGUUAGACCGUGCCUACUACACAAAACAACAUGGCGUCAAUAUGCCGGUCACUGCGGCCACUGGCCAAGGCGUCAACCUCCCUCCCUCUGCGGACUUCAACAGCGAGGACCCUGUCUCGAAGGAAUUUUGUGCCGUGAGAACGCAUACAUCCCCGGACCAUUCUGAAGCUUACUUGGAAACCCAGACAAAGAACCUUCGUCGCCACGGCGAGACAGCGCCAUCCUGAGCCAUAUAUGCCUGAUGAUGUCGACACCGACUCCCUACAUCCCACUCCCAUCACUCACUUCUCGGAGACCGAAAGAAUGCUCGCGGACUCGGUAUCGAAAUGGGCCAACGAAACGGUGGCGCCCAAGGUGCGGGACAUGGACGAGGCGGAGAAGAUGGACCCCGAAGUCGUCGAGCAGAUGUUCGAGCAGGGACUCAUGGCCUUUGAGAUCCCGGAGGAGUACGGAGGUGCCGGGAUGAACUUCACCUCCGCGAUUGUGGGUAUAGAAGAGCUCGCACGGGUAGACCCUUCAGUGUCGGUCAUGUGUGACGUCCACAACACCCUGGUCGUGACGGCGAUUCUCAAAUACGGCAGCGAGAACUUCAAGAGGGAGUGGCUCCCGAAACUCGCCACGAACACGGUCGGAUCAUUCUGUUUGUCCGAGCCAGCUUCAGGGUCUGACGCUUUCGCGCUCAAGACCAAGGCCGAAAAGACGGAAAAUGGCUACAAGAUCAACGGCUCAAAGAUGUGGAUCACCAACUCCAUGGAAGCCGACUUUUUCCUCGUGUUUGCCAACCUCAACCCGGAAGCCGGGUACAAGGGCAUUACGGCUUUUGUCGUUACCAAGGACAUGAAGGGAUUCAGUAUUGCGAAGAAGGAAAAGAAGCUUGGCAUUCGAGCCUCGAGCACCUGCGUCAUCAACUUUGACGACGUCGAGGUGCCCAAGGAGAACCUCCUCGGCAAAGAGGGUCAGGGUUACAAGUAUGCCAUUGGACUCUUGAACGAGGGUCGCAUUGGUAUUGGAGCCCAAAUGACCGGCCUGGCGCUGGGCGCGUGGGAGAACGCGGCCAAGUACGUGUGGAACGACCGCAGGCAGUUCGGCCAGUUGGUCGGUGAAUUCCAAGGCAUGCAGCACCAACUCGCACAGGCGUACACCGAGAUCUGCGCGGCUCGUGCUUUGGUCUACAAUGCCGCCCGAAAGAAGGAAGCCGGAGAGGACUUUGUGACGGACGCGGCCAUGGCGAAGUUGUACGCCAGUCAAGUGGCAGGCAAAGUUAGUGGUCUCGCUGUCGAAUGGAUGGGUGGUAUGGGUUUCGUCCGAGAGGGAAUCGCCGAGAAGAUGUUCCGUGACAGCAAGAUCGGUGCCAUCUACGAGGGAACGAGCAACAUUCAACUCACGACGAUAGCCAAGGCGUUGCAAAAGAAGUACUCUCAGUAAAAACCCGGGAAGGAGUCGAGGCAUGGUGUCCAUGGAGUAACUACCAGGUACCUACCGAGUGUACGGGCAUGUCGGAAAACUUUUGUUUGAUUAGCAUGGCGACAUGGAAUGAUAUAGUCGUGGAAUGAAUAGAGGAUAUCAUAAAUUGAAAAUCAGCUACCCAAGGUACCGUUUGGCUAUUUGGA
Molecule: messenger RNA, 1762 nt
Organism: Exophiala oligosperma
Lineage: Eukaryota; Fungi; Ascomycota; Eurotiomycetes; Chaetothyriales; Herpotrichiellaceae
Exons: 2
Coding region: 387-1577 (396 amino acids)
Cellular component (GO): mitochondrion
Molecular function (GO): flavin adenine dinucleotide binding; acyl-CoA dehydrogenase activity
Source: RefSeq, a predicted model, not a curated record